Molecule: messenger RNA, 975 nt
Organism: Symbiodinium natans
Lineage: Eukaryota; Dinophyceae; Suessiales; Symbiodiniaceae
Source: the annotation of a GenBank genome assembly
AUGAUGUCGGCCAGCCACACGAACUAUGCGGUUGGGCUUGUGGAGGCAUCGGGAAGCGCAAUUCCAGGCCCUGGCGAAGCGGUGCAGCAGGUGGAGCUUUAUGUUCAGAAGUUCAAAGACCUGGAGAUGCCAUCGGAGGCGAGCCGUGGUUCGGAGGUGCAAGAGCUCCAUGGGCAGUGCCGCAUGCUGCCUCCACUACGUGCGGAUGCGCCCGUGGCGGAGCUCGUCCUUGAGUCGAUGGAGCCGUGGUACGACGACUGCGCCUGCCUCUGCUCGCAGACAGCCGGCUGCCGCUCUUUGUUGUACCGCGAAUCCACAGGCGAGUGCUUCCUCCUGGCGCGGCCCUGGAAGAAUGACUACAUGCCACCCGAGACAGGUGACGACAUCGUUGCCGCGACCAAGUUGUGUGGUGAAGCUCAGUGCCCCUUUCGCUACUUCAUGCUGGAUGUGGAGAAGGCGACGGAUGCCGAGGAGGCCGCGUGGAAGCUGGCGGAGCUUGAGCUGAGGGGCCGCUUCGGCAAGAUCGACAUCCCGGCAGAUGCAAGCAAUGUGUACUUGCUUGAUGGGCGUCCUCGCAUAGCCCGGAGCUUGAUGGCGCGGGGGACUGAUGCCCUUCAGGUGGUCGAUGGUGAUGUGACAACCAGUGUCGUGACAGAUCCUUCUUACUCGACGGUGAAGGACGACUCAGUGGUCAAUGGCAAGCGCCAGGAUGGAGUCUCCCUCGCUGCGAAGUUAAUCUUGGACCUGGCAGGGGAGCACCACGUCCGGGAAGUCGUUCUGACCUCGAGCUUGGGGGAGUCUGGUGCCAACAGCACCCAGGUCUCUGGCAAAGUCGGGAAUCCCAAGACUUUCGACAUCCGAGGCUCCAAUGACCUUGCCUCCUGGACAACCCUGGCCAAGAUCUCCGACCUCGAGGCGCUGGCGAAACCCGGGCAGGUCUACGUGGUUCCGCUGAUGUGCCCUGCUCCGCUGUAG